UAAUCAGAAUCAGCUGAGGACGGGAAAUCACCUGCAGAGGGGAAGAGUAGAACAAGCAGCUCUUGGUCUUCUUGGCCGCCCAGGCUGAGGGUCUGCUCAGGAUGAAAGCGCUUCUGGCUGUUCUGCUGGCUGGCCUUGUGUGCGUGGAGCUAGCCCAGUCCUUGCGAUGCUACACCUGCAGAGAACCGACAGAUCUCUCUGAGUGCACAUCGGUCAGCAACUGCUCUGCGAACGACACUGCGUGCAAGACAACUGUGCAUUCUGUAGACUCUGGUUACCCCUUUUUCGGGAACAUCACCGUCUCCAAAUCCUGUGCUAAGACGUGCAUGCCCUCCGACCCGGAUGGAAUUGGGGAGUCCCACCCCGACUCGUGUUGUUACACCGACCUGUGCAAUACCGGCGGAGUGCCAGGGCUGACAGCCAAUGCCUUGGCAAUCACAGCUGCCGCUCUCUGGACCCUCCUGAGGGUCAUGCCGUAGUGCAGCGGGGGUCUCAGACAGAAGUCCUCCUGGCCAAGCUGCCCAGCACGUGGGACUGUUAGACACUUGAGGAAGAUAUUUCUCCAGUUAACUGUGGCUUCUUCAAUCAAUGCCGGGAAUUUAAUGGACCAUUGGAGAUCAAACCCACCCAGCUUUGAAACCCCCGGCCAUGCUCUGCUCCCAGCUGCUAAUCAAGGGGACAUGUUGCUUCGGCAUUGACUACAUCCUGCCGCUGCAUCCCUCCAGGGAUGGGGACAUGGAAGAGACAUGGCCGUUCUGCAUAGCAGGAGUCGUCAGGCAACAGGGACUGUGCAGGGGUGGGCACUGUUCUGUGCUGGGAGGAGGGGAAAGAGCAGGACAGGUCCAUGGCAACUACACAAACUCACCAGCCAAUCCAUCCAUGUAGGGCCAUGCAGGGCUGGUGUCAUUUCAGCAGGGGAAAAUUCAGGGUGCCCCAGCCCCGUCUCACCUAAAGCCUGUUUUCUUGUGCAGGGGAUCCAGCAUUUAAUCCCAUUUGAUUUCUUCUUCGCAGCUCCCAAGCACUGCAAUCUUUCUGUACCAUAAAUAGCUUAACGUAGUGAUUCCCUGUUCUCUGGGGGCGUCAAUUUCCAUUUCCCAUUUUCUCAGGACGCUUUUAUUUUGAACCCCAGGAGGACUGUUUUCAAAUGCUGCUUAGGACAAUGAGCGAAAGGAGCUUGAGGGCACAUCUGAGAGUUCCUCUAGGCUGCAAAUCCCACUGCCUGGCUCAAGAGAGAGGCCCUGAGUUGGAAGGGCGGGGGGGGGGGGGGGGUUUGCAGAUCAGAAACGAGGCGCAGUAGCAGAGCUGCAGGUGCAGCUAGUAGGGAACCUGCCUGCCCUUUGCCUGAUGUGAACUAGUGGUCUCAGGCCUUUACUUUCAAUUGCACUAAAAUCCAGACAAGUUCCCAAUUGGCUUCAAACACCUGCCUCCCGCCCUCGCUCCCCAAAAUAAAAGGGAAAUGUGUUACUGGGCCAGAUCCAGUCUUUAUAGUCCACUGACGCAUGUCCUCUGCUGAGGAUCUGACCCCACUGAGGAUCUGGCCCCCGGACAUUUGAGAAAUGUUUCUAAGGCACAUUUGCCCCAUCUCUGCAGUAAAACUAGACCCAGCGUAACCGGACCCAGUUCGGAAACGGCUUGCCAGGGAUUCCUAGCUCUGUCCCGUCUAGGGGCGAGAAUUUGAACUUUGCUCCGCUCUCAUUCCCAUGACAAAGACUUUGGCGUGUGAGCCACGCCGCUGAAAUCAACAGGAUGACUCACGUAAAUGAGGGAAGGAGGUCUGGGCAGCAGGCCCUGAAUUCCAGUUAUAAAUGUUUCACUUUGACUAGCCUUUCCUCUGAAUUACCUUCCCAUGUGGGAUAAGGUCCAGCUUCACUCCCAGGAACUCUGGCACAUGGAAACUGACCAGAAACCUGAUGAGCAAGAUGUCUGCUCUGUCCUCUGCUGCACGCUGCCUCUAGUUGGUCCUUGUACUUGGCCUGUCUAAGGCCCAUAUGUUUGGAGUCCCACAAGGGGGCACAGCACGAGCUUGUGGCGAGGGCAGAGGACUUGCCCUCUCAUCAUGGCUCUGCCACUGACUCCGUGUGCGACCCUGUUCAAGUCAUGGGUUCGUUGCUCCGUGCCUCAGUUUCCCCAGAUGUAACUGUGAUGGGUUGGAUCACAGAAACCCCCUUGGGAGCUGCCACCUAAUGUGCAAAGACUACCCCUGCUCCUGUUUUCCCUGCCAGCUCAGGACUCCAGCACCCUGUCUUGCUGAGCCAGACACUCCCGUCUGUUCCAACAAAGACCCAGGGUCUGAAUCACUUGUCCCAAAGCUGCAAGUUUAUCUGAAAACAGCUCACAGAAGUGUGCUUGUCUUUAGCACUCAGAUGCCCAACUCCCAAUGGGGUCUAAACCCAGAUAAAUCCAUUUACCCUGUAUAAAGCUUAUGCAGGGCAAACUCAUAAAUUGUUCGCCCUCUAUAACACUGAUAGAGAGAGAUGCACAGUUGUUUGCUCCCCCAGGUAUUAUCAUAUACUCUGAGUUAAUUAAUAAGUAAACAGUGAUUUUAUUAAAUACAGGCAGUAGGAUUUAAGUGGUUCCAAGUAGUAACAGACAGAACAAAGUAAGUCACCAAGCAAAAUAAAAUAAAAUGCGCAAAUCUAUGUCUAAUCAAACUAAAUACAGAUAAUUUCCUCACCAGUUCCAGAGCACUCCCUUUUACAGGCUAAUCUCCUUUUAGCCUGGGUCCAGCAAUCACUCACACCCCCUCUAGUUACUGUCCUUUGUUUCAGUCUCCUUCCAGUAUCCUGGGGGGGUGGAGAGGCUCCUUCUUUAGCCAGCUGAAGACAAAAUGGAGGGGUCUCCCACAGGUUUAAAUAGACUCUCUCUUGUGGGUGGAGACCCCCCUCCUCCCUCCUAUGCAAAGUCCAGCUCCAAGAUGGAGUUUUGGAGUCACCUGGGCAAGUCACAUGCCACUGCAUGACUCAGUCUUUACAGGCCGACGCCAUUGUCCACAUGGCAUCUUGCAUGUCUCCAGGAAGACUUCUCAUGUGGAUUGGAGCAUUCCAAGAUGCAUUGUUCCCCAAGUGUUUCCUGAUCAGGUACUUAACCUGGCGAAUUCCUUCCUAAAGAAGCUGACCAAAUGCCUCACAAAGCUUACUUAGAAAUCAAGCCAGCAUACAGCCCAUAUUCUUAACCUCGAGUAGAAAAUGAUCUAUAUGUACAAAUAGGAUGAAUAGAUAUAGUAGACCAUAACCUUUAUGGAGAUAUGUUACGUGGCACAGGCAGCACAAAACAUAUUUCAGUUACAUCAUACAUACAUUUAUAAACACCCUCCCAUAAAGCCUUAUGGGGUACAUUGUCACAGUAACAUGGAGACAACUUUUUUGACACAGCUUUGUAAAGUGCUUUGAGAUCUAGGGAUGAAAAACGCUGAUUAUUACGAUUAGAGGGGGCACACUGCCUCAGGCAGAGCAAGGCCUUGUCCUCGGGUUACUGCUGCCCCUCCAUUUCAAACGGAUAAGCCCCUUUCCUUCCCAUACCUCUGAGAGUCUGAACUCUGAAUGCCAGAGCAGACCAACUUCACCAUUAUUCUUUUUAAAAGAAGGUCCCGAUUCCCCUUUCCCAUUCUACGCUGUAAAGACUGGAGUUCAGCAUUCUCUCUCUGGUCUUUUGAUGCAGAUCCCAAGCCAGAAGUGGCGACAUGAGCGGAGCUGAAUUCUCCACAUUGUAUUGUCUGAACAUGUAACGUGGUUUGCCAUGGUCUGUACAAGGGGGAAGCUGGCAGGGCCCCUGAACUCCCAAUGGGGUUAUUGUUCAGGCUGGCAGGCCUGUGGAAGGAUCCAACAAGCAAAUUCACAUUCACCAGCUCUGCAAUCUCUUCCUGUACAGUACUAACACAUUGCCCAGGGACCGACUGCCCCCCUCCAAUGGGGAACAACAAUCUGACCAUAGGGAAUACAAAUUCGAUAAUGGGCAUUUCAAUCUAGCAGACAAAGAUCGAACAAGAUCCAAUGGCUGGGAGUUGAAGCUAGACAAAUUCAGACUUGGCAAUAAGGUGCAAAUUUUUAACGGGGGGGGGGGUGUAAUUACAGAGGGUAAUUGGAACAAUUUACCAAGAGUCGUGCUUGAUUCUGAAUCACUGGCAAUUUUUCAAUCAAGAUUGUAUUUUUAUUUUUUUUCCUGAAAAAUCUGCUUUAGUUCAAAAAUUCAGGGAAGUCCUAUGGCCUGUCUUAGACAGGAAGUGUGUUGUAAUCAAUGGGCCUACAAAUACAUCCUCAUUGUGAACUCUGCUGUAAAAAGUAAGUGAAUGUUUCGACGAUGUCACAACAACAACAAAUGUUGCUGAGAAAAGGCACAAAAAGACUGAACUAGUCCAAACAAAAAGGCUGACCAACAGAACUCAGGUGCUGUGUUAAGAUCAUGCCUGGUAAACUAGAGGAAUUGAGGAGCAAAAAUUAAUAAACCAAAAUUGGUAUGUCAGA
This is a messenger RNA of Malaclemys terrapin pileata, 4460 nucleotides long. Its product is annotated as ly6/PLAUR domain-containing protein 2-like. The coding region runs from base 102 to 479 and encodes 125 amino acids. Gene Ontology annotation, molecular function: acetylcholine receptor inhibitor activity. The transcript has 3 exons. The record is from RefSeq and is a predicted model, not a curated record. NCBI's taxonomy places the organism in Eukaryota, Metazoa, Chordata, Testudines, Emydidae.